Messenger RNA from Phlebotomus argentipes, 2289 nucleotides. It is a transcript of the gene Rad1, whose product is annotated as cell cycle checkpoint protein RAD1. Bases 678 to 1580 code for a protein of 300 amino acids. NCBI's taxonomy places the organism in Eukaryota, Metazoa, Arthropoda, Insecta, Diptera, Psychodidae. The transcript is spliced from 2 exons. Gene Ontology annotation, biological process: DNA repair; DNA damage checkpoint signaling. The record is from RefSeq and is a predicted model, not a curated record. Gene Ontology annotation, molecular function: 3'-5' exonuclease activity. Gene Ontology annotation, cellular component: checkpoint clamp complex.
AUCAUUGAGUUGGAUAUACAUUUCACUAUAUGACGGAAACAAUCCACUUGAGUCCCUUUGCAUGAAAUUGAAAAGAUGUAAAAUAUUGCCUGUCUUGUUUCGUGUCGUGCUGAAUGGAUUAUAGAAGAACUCCUCUUGCAUGUCAACACGCGAGUUUAAGAAGCGAAAACAAAACCGGCGCGAAUACGCAUUAUUAUUUCGCAACAUUUUGGGAUGAAUUCUUCUGUUUGUGUGUCCAGGAAGCAGCACAUAAGCCUUGCAGACGCCAGUACGAUUCUCUUUAAACUACGUGAUAACAUAUUCCGUGAGUUUGAUAAGGAAUACGAGAAGAAAUCUGGAUUUCCCACUCAUUUUCCCGCGAAGGAGUUUCGUGAGCUGGAGAUCAUCUACGGGAACAGCGUGCAGAAGGCCAUAGAUAUCCUGAAGGAAAAGCGUGUGCAGCGUUGCACUGAAUGUCCUGGUGAAUUCCAGCAGUUCAAGAUUAAGGGCGGCCAGGGAAACUUUUAUCACUUAGCCGAGAAUUCCCUGAUCUGUCGCUGUCCAGCAUUCAAGCGGCUGUUCUACGCCAACGCGACACACUUUCAGUGCAAGCAUAUCCUGGCCAUUCAGUUGAUGAAGUACUUCGACAGCAGUUUUACGCCAUCGGCUAAGAAGAAAUAUUGAUCAUUGUGGCCACGAUGUCUAAGCCACAGGAGGAGGACAUUGUCUUCGGCGCCACGCUGAGUCAUGUGAAGCUUCUGAGGCAGAUUCUGAAGGCCCUGACAACUGCUGAUGACACAAAGGACGUGAUCUUCGGUGUGGAGAAAGACGGCGUCAGAAUGACUGUCGAGGACGGAUUGUGUCUUCAGGCGUCUUUCUACAUCCCUCGCGAGUGGUUCACACAAUUCUUUUUGAAACCAAGUGCCGAAAGUACUCCGAUAAGCUUCGCCCUGAAUCUCAACACCCUGUCAGGAUGUCUGCGGAUGACUCCAGACGACGAGUGCACGGUCGUGAUGAUCUACUGCGGCGAUGCCUUUCCAGUCACGCUCGCCUUCAAUGGCCACGACGGAAAUAUCUCCAUUGAAGCUGAGCUGAAGACAAAGAUCUUCGGCGAGACGCUGAACUUUCACAAGCACUCCAUACCCAUGGAUUACAAUCGCGUCCUGAUGGGCGGGAGCAACUUCUCACUCCUCUUUAGCGAGAUCGACGUCGCUUCUGAGGAAGUGGAGAUUCUGCUGAGUCCGAAAGAGCCCUUCUUCCUGCUGCGCGCCACAGGAAAAGUUGAAGCUGAAGCCACAGUCCAAUUGGCCAAGACAAGCAAUCACAUCAUCAGCUUCAACUGCACGCGCGACGUGCAAGCAAAGUAUCGCACUUCGCACAUCAGAUUCGCCUCCAAAUGCCUGGCUUUCGCCCACACAGGCGCCCUCACGCUGUACACAACAGGACUGCUCAGCAUCGAGAUCCUGAUCGGCCGCAACGUGCCUGAAAACACCAUGAGGAGCAUGAGGAGGAACAAUCAGACCACCGUCAACAAUCCAGACGAUUCUUACGGCGUGCUCAAGUACUUCAUCACGUCUCUGACUGAGGAUACGGACAGAUAAACGCAACUUUUUCAUCUCAUCAUUCUUGUUAUUAUUUUGAAAAAUAGGAAUUCUUAUCAGAACACAAAAGUUGCAAACAAAGUCUGUCAUCGCUUUUUAUUGUAGUUGGGAAAGGAAGUUGGUUUUCUCCUAACUUAAAUCUUUUCUCUUUGUACCAGAGUUGUUGUUUUUUCAAUAAAAAUCCUGAAGAUGCGCAAUUCGUAAUGUGAAGUCCUCAACUUUAUACAAUAUCUUUUAGGAGGAAGUGAAAUCAUAGCUUAAAAUAAUCAUUUUCACUUUGAAUAUCCUUACAAACUACAUAAAGACCAUUUUUUUCAAUUAAAAGCAUAUAUAAAUUGGAUAGGUUGAAUAUCAAGAUAUAAACUCUGCAAAUCAUAAUGCUACAAAUAUUGCACAACCGACUAUUAUAUUAUUUGUUAUAAUGUCAUAUUUAUACAUAGUGUGUGCAUGGGUGUAGCCAAAAUAAGGCGAACAGGCGCGACUGUCCUCGGCAAGGCUGAACAUUUCAUCCCUCAUCCACUUAAACUGCAUACAAAUUUCUUAGAGUAUUUAUCUUUUUGAAAAGAAAUUUAAUUGCUUGGAAUAUGAAGAGUCAAAAUCCCCAGGAAAGUUGUAUGAUGGAACUCAAGCCGGAUGAAUCUAGUCAGAACGAAGAAAAAUGGGAAUUUUCCACCAACGAACAAAACAAAAAUUGCUCAGAAUCUUGUUU